AUGAUGAAUAUUGGAAUGUUAACACCAGAUCGUUUCCAUAUGGAACGAAGUCAUAGUUUAUUUGAAUUUCCAAGGCGAUUAUUUCUAAAUCCACUUGAUAUUGAUGAUGAAGAUGAUAAUAAUAAGAAUAAUGAUUCACCAUUUUCAAAUCGAUUUGGUCCAUGUGAUGAAGCAAUAUCAUCAACUAAAAAAAAACCUAAAGCAUGGUCAGUACGUGCACGAAGAGAUGAACCUAAUCUUUUACGUGGAGAUAGAUUUAUUCCACGUCGUAUUGAUCUUGAUUGUGAUUAUGCACUUGAUACACUUGUAUCACAAAAUCUUCAUAUUACUUCACGUUCUAUAUCAUAUAAUAAUGGAGAAAUAAUAUCAAAUGAACAUCAACAACAAUUAAUACGUCAACAACGUCGUAUACAAAAACGUUCAAAUCAACAAAUACAAUCAAAUUCAUCAAGAAAAACACUUGAAUUACUUGAACAUUUUAUGCCACAAAAUCGAAGAAUUUAUAAUUUUGGUGUUAAAACACUUAAACCACGACCUAUAGAUCCAAGUGAUCUUGCACGACAAAUUGAAGCAUUAACAAUUACAUCAAAAGAACGAUAUAUUAGUUCAACACCCGAACGUAUUCUUGAUGCACCAGAUUUAAUUGAUGAUUUUUAUUUAAAUUUAAUUGAUUGGGGUAAACCAACAAAUAUGAUUGCUGUUGCUUUAAUGAAUUGUGUUUUUCUUUGGGAUGAUAAUUCUGGUAAUGUAACAAAAUUACUUGAACUUAAACAACCAAAUAAUACAAAUGAUGAUUAUGAUGAUGAUGAUGAUGAUGAACAUAUACAUUAUGUAUCAAGUGUUGCAUGGCAUAGUAAAUCACCAUAUCUUGCUGUUGGUACAUCUUAUCAACAAGUUCAUAUUUAUGAUGUUAAUCAACAAAUAUGUAAAAGAAAAUUAAUUGAUGAAAAUAUGCUUGAUGAUGAUGAUCGUAUACCAUGUUUAGCAUGGAAUCAAAAUGUUAUUGCUUGUGGAACACGUAAUUCAGGUGAUAUUCUUCUAUAUGAUGUACGUCAAAAAGAUUGUAUUGUUAAAUUUCAAUCACAUUGUCAAGAAAUUUGUGGUCUUAAAUGGUGUCCUAAUGGACGAUAUUUAGCUAGUGGUAGUAAUGAUAAUACAGUUUGUGUAUGGGAUUUUCAUCAAUGGUAUUCAAAUAGUGGAACAUGUGGUAGUCUUUCAUCAUUAUUACCACCAGCUGAUGGUGAUAAAAAUAAAUCAAAUAUUUCAACAAAACCAUUAUGGCAUUUUAAAGAUCAUAAAGCAGCAGUUAAAGCUAUUGCAUGGUGUCCAUGGGAAGGAUCAAAAGUAUUAGCAACCGGUGGUGGUCAUUCAGAUGGUUAUCUACGUUUUUGGAAUAAUAGUAAUGGUACAUGUCAACAAUCUAUUAAAACUGAUUCACAAAUAUCAUCAAUACUUUGGUCAACAGAUUAUAAACAAAUUGUAACUGGUCAAGGUCAUCCAAAUAAUGUUAUACAUAUUUGGCAUUAUCCAUCAAUGUCAAAAUGUCAUACAUUACAGGGUCAUACAUCACGUAUUCUUUCAUUAAUAAUGGGUCCAAAAGGAAAUCCUAUUGUUAGUUUAUCAGCUGAUGAGACAAUUCGAUUUUGGAAUUGUUUUCCUGUUGAUGUACAACGAAAGAAAAAACUUGAAAUGACACGUACACAUUCAUAUCCAACUAAACUUAAUUUCAAUUGUCGAUAA
Rotaria sordida is the source of this 1740-nucleotide messenger RNA. The record is from the annotation of a GenBank genome assembly. Lineage: Eukaryota; Metazoa; Rotifera; Eurotatoria; Philodinida; Philodinidae.